This is a messenger RNA of Hemibagrus wyckioides, 8935 nucleotides long. RefSeq names its product pecanex-like protein 3. Bases 1149 to 7916 code for a protein of 2255 amino acids. The record is from RefSeq and is a predicted model, not a curated record. Gene Ontology annotation, cellular component: membrane. The transcript has 35 exons. Lineage: Eukaryota; Metazoa; Chordata; Actinopteri; Siluriformes; Bagridae.
AGUUUGCUACCUGUGUGAAUGGAGAGAUUCGACAGUGGAAGUUUAGCUAAGGUUGAAAGGCGAGCUUUCAUUUUUAUUUUUUAUUUCCUCUGAGGAAUUAUCGAAACACCGUGACGAAAGGACGUUUCUUUUUUAAAAAAUGACCGCUGACAUCAAAUGAGCAAAAAGCUUCAUUUCCAUAAACGGAUGGAUAAAAUUUUUUUGCCUGACUCGAAGGAUUUAGCAGGCUAUCGGCUAACCUGGCUAACUCCAUAGAAUCCAAUACAAUGAUCAGCCAGAAAGCUGCUUAGCUGAGCUAGCCAGCUAGCCGAGGUAAUAGCAGGCACGUUCACUGGGCUAGCACAUGAAAAACUGCUCCUGAUAAAAAAAAAACAUGUUUAUUUAUUUUAAUCUGGAGACUUUUAAUGUCCUCGCCGGAUGACUUUAGACCUGUCGAGGUGCGCGUGUAAUAAUAAAUACCCCGUUGAUGAGAGAAAGUGGCUAGCUAGCACGGCUACAUGAAUACUGUGGCUAGCUAGCUCUUGUUUGCGUUAACCGUCUCUGGCUGGCUCGAUAACAUCAGUCCUGACCUGGAUAAUGAAAUGAAAUGAAAUGAAUAAUGUGCACUUAAAAUUUCCAGACACGUUCAGCCUAGUUUCUAGUGAGCUAGAACCUAGAUUUGGUAGAAUGAGGUGAUGAACAAAACCCUAGCUGAAUGUUAUUCCGGCCUAGACCUGUGUGCCUCAAUAAAAUGAGAUAUAUAAAGCUAGAAAUAAAUCAUGUUCAGUAGGUUUUUAGCAUCACUGCGUGUUUAAUGGUGCAUAUCUUUUAACCAUACAGGUUCCUUGCUUUAUUCUGACAGCUGAAGAUCUCAGGAUUGGGAAGAAGUUUGUAUCUCGAGUCACAGUGGUCUUAAACACCCCCUGAGAUUUCUCCUCUUUUAUAUUUCUGGAAAAUUUCUAAAUGAUCACCAUGUCAAGCAGAGAAGCAUGUGACCCAGGAGUCUGUCCGUCAGCAUCGGUCGACAAGGAUCGUCUGGGAAACCUCCUUUGACACGUUGAUGAACGUCCAGCAGUGGAAAUGUUAAAGCAGAGACUUUAAGGAAGAAGGGAUUCGAGCUUCGAGGAGGAGGAGGAGGAGGAGGAGGAGGCGGCGGCAGUGCUGAAAAGAUGGGCUCUCAAGCACUACAGAUUUUGCGCCAGGGGGUGUGGGCUUCGCUGACCGGAGGCUGGUAUGUGGACCCCCAUCAGAGCACCUUCUCCAACUGCUUCCAUCUCUACCUCUGGAUAUUCCUUCUGGCCUUCCCUUUUCUUCUGUACAUGGCUCUGCCACCCACUGUUGUAGUAGCUGGGGUGUACUGCGCUGUGGUGGCUGUCUUCUUCACUGCUAUAAAGGUGGUGAACUUUCGCCUGCACGCAAUGUUUGACCUGGGAGAAAUUGUGGAGAAGAGGCAGGCCUCGCUGACCACAGACCCUCAGAGAGUGGAGGAAGGUGACGAGGGCUCAGGAGCUCAUGAUAGCACCCAACACAGGGGCAGUGGUGUUGGUGUGGAGAUGACAGUGUUCAGAAAGGUGAACUCAACCCCUCCAGUGCGCUGCAGCUCCCAGCAUUCUUUGUUUGGACUGAACCAAGUGUCGGAAUUUUUGCCACAACUUGAGGACCCUGGAGGUUCUAAGGACCUCAAAGAGCUGAUGCAAGAGCAGGACGGUGACUGUCUGGCCUCAACACGCAGAGAGGUUCUUCGGCACAACUCGCAGGAUGCAAUCAGAGUCAGUGGUGUAGUUCAGUCCUGCCUUGCUGCGGCCAUUGCUGGGGAUUUUCCCAGUCUUGUGGGAGUGGGUGGAGUGAGGUCAGCAGGCUUUGGGAGUCUGCCCUUGCCUGACUGUCCUUCUAUUCCCCCCUCACCAUCCAGCCAGGAGGAUGGAGAAGAGAAGGAGCCAUCGCUGGCCUGCAGCAGUGUGCUGGAUCAACAGGCUCUGAGAAGGCCAGAGGAGCCUCCUAUGAGUGGCUAUUCCCCACUUGGCCCUUCAGCUGAGUCUGAAAGCUUGGGUGAUGCCCCUCUCAGCCCUCUCAUCAAGAGCAGCUUGAGCGAAGAACUGAGUGAGAACUUGCUGGGCCUUGGUCUUGACCCAAUGACCUUUGGACCUGGAGUAGAGCAGCCAUGCCGGCACGGUGGUGUGGCACUAACGGCCGGUUCAACAGACAGUUGUGUGGCCACGGAUCGAGAGACUUUAAGCACAGUUAGCAGCUAUCGUAGUGAGAAAACAGACUCUACACAGCUUGAAAGCCCAUCGCUGGGGCAACAGCACCAGUCGGUCCCUACGCCUUCCUCUGCAGUUCUAGUUCAGGGUUCUUGCCAGCAGCCAGAGGACCCUGCAUUCCUGGGAGGCAGCGACACAGAUGAUUUCUCAGAUAGUGAAUUGCUACGAUCUCCCUCCAAAGAGCUGCACCCUGGACAGGGCUUGGAUCGAACUCUGGUGGAGGGUGAGGAUGCACCGGCACAGCUCCCAUCUCUGCACGAUUCUUCUCCUUCUAGCAGUAGUGGCCCCUCUGAGGCUUGUGAUCAGGCUCGGGCCAUACCCAUGCCCCCUGUGCCCCCUCCACGGCAGGCAGGCUCUGUGCCCUCAGGUCUGGUGUACUCUGAACCUGCCCUGGCUGUCACCUCUGCACCCUACCUGCUGGUUGAACCACCUUCCCUACAGGUUCAGCAGCAGCAGGUGGUGCGGCCCAAAGACUUGAAACUUCUGCGCGCUGGAGGUAGUGUGGCCCAGCGGCCUGGACGCAGGAAAGCACCGCGUAAACGUGGCGCUGCUGGCAGCAGCAGUUUUGACUGUGGCUCGUAUCGACGCCGUCAUCAUAGACGCAGCCAACGCAGAGACUAUGUGCCUGUGCGCAGCAGGCUAGGCGCCAAAGCUUACAGCGAAAGCCUGUUUGAGGAUUCCAGUGAUGAGGACGAUGGCAGUGAUGCUAGCGCUGCCUCCAGUUUGGGCUCACAGCGGCGCUUCAGUUCAGACGACGAGGAUGAGGAUGACUCGAGUUCGUCUACCUCCUGCUAUUCCCCGGAUCCUGGAAUUGCCUCUCAACCUGUCCCUGUCCCCCAGCUGCCUUGCCCCAAUGAGGGAAAAGACCCAUCUGCAGUAGGCCCCUCACAUACUCGCAGUGCACAGCGCUCAGCCAGCACGGCUAGUGCCAAGACUCAUGCCAGAGUGCUUAGCAUGGAUGGUGCUGGUGGAGGCCACACCAGCGCAGGAACCUUGGCCUCCACCAUUUUGCCAUUAGCAGCUGCUUCCACUCCUGCUCCACGACCCCUUACCAUGUCAAAGUCUGACCUGGAGGCUCGCACUGGACACUCGGAGGUUUUUCCCAGGGCUCACAGACUUGACUCCCUGGGAGGCUCGUGGGCUGGAAACCAGACAGGAUGGAGGGCAGGAGAGCUGCUGGAAGAAGGUGCUGUGGGAGGAGCUUUGGCCUCUGAGGAAGUAAAUAAACGGGACUCUGUAAGCAGUGUAAAGAGGACGCAGGCCAUCCGCAGAAGACAUAAUGCAGGCAGUAACCCCACUCCACCCCCUUCCACCAUGGGCUCCCCACCCAGCCUUCAAGACCUUCAACGAGCCCGCGCGUCGUCCCAUUCCCGCGCACGUGCCCUCCCUACAGCCCUACAGUUCGCCUCCUCGCUGCUGCUCCCUCGAAGUGGAGUGCAUGAAGCGUCUACGUUUGAUGAUACCUCUGAGGGAGCCGUGCACUACUUUUACGAUGAGAGUGGUAUAAAAAGAUCAUACACAUUUGGACCUGCCGGAGGAGGCUAUGAGGACCCAGUGCAGGAGCGUGAGAGACAGUCGCAGUCCUCCAGCUUUACCUCCACUGAUGUACAGGACGUGGCUCCAGCAUUGUCCUUGCUGCAGCCUAGACCUGUGGUUCUCCAGGGCAUGCAGGUGCGCAGGGUGCCUUUGGAGAUGCCUGAGUUCGACCUAGAUCAUGAGUCCCUGCAGGAAUCUCAGGAAAACACGCUGAUGAUCGAGGAGAAAGCCAAGCCAAAACAGUACUACAAGUUCUGGGUGCUGCCGGGGAAGUGGCUUAGAGUGCGCUAUGACCGGCUGGCCCUUCUGGCCUUACUGGAUAGGAAUCGGAGGGUUGGAGAGAAUGUGUUUGCGGUGGUGUUGGCCAGCCUGGUGGCCUUUCUUGGCUUCUUACUGCUGCUGCACGGCUUCUUCCGGGACAUUUGGGUCUUCCUGUUCUGCCUCGUCAUCGCCAGCUGCCAGUACUCCUUAUUGAAGAGCGUGCAGCCUGACGCAGCCUCCCCAAUGCAUGGUCAUAACUGGAUCAUCGUGUACAGCCGGCCGGUGUAUUUCUGCUUGUGCUGUAUGCUGAUUUGGGUCUUUGACUUUGCCGGCCAUUUCAGCAACCUGCAGCCUUUCUCCCUAUAUGGAGUCACCUUCUUCUCUGCCCAAUUCCUGCUGUGUGCCAGAGACAUGCUCAUAGUUUUCACCCUGUGUUUUCCAGUCAUCUUCCUCUUCGGACUUCUACCUCAGGUCAACACUUUUCUCAUGUGUUUGCUGGAGCAGAUUGACAUGCACAUGUUUGGUGGAACUGCCACUACAAGCCCCCUGUCCUCACUCUUCAGUCUGAUACGCAGUGUGUUAGUAGCAGCUCUGGUUUAUGGCUUUUGCCUCGGCGCUAUCAAUGCCCCAUGGGGAGAGGCUCAUGUUCCAGUGCUCUUCUCGGUAUUCUGUGGCCUCCUACUUGCCUUAUCAUACCACUUAAGCAGGCAAAGCAGCGAUCCCACUGUCCUGUGGUCUUUGGUACGUUCCAAAUUCUUUCCAGAGCUGGAAAGCAGGACUCCUGAGGAGCCUCCUUUGGAGAUCAAGGACCCGCUGCCAGAGAAACUGCGCAACUCUGUGAGGGAGAUUUUACACUCUGACCUGGUAAUGUGUCCUCUCAUGGCCAUUAUCAGCUUUGCAAUCAGUGCCAGUACGGUCUUCAUUGCUCUGCAGCCUGCUCUUAGUUUCGUUCUUUAUAUUCUGGCCGGGGUGGUGGGCUUUCUUACUCACUACUUACUGCCUCAGUUUCGCAAGCAGCUUCCCUGGUUCUGCCUGGCCCACCCAGUGCUACGUUCUCGCGAGUACAGCCAGUUCGAGGUUCGGGAUGCAGCUCAGCUCAUGUGGUUUGAGAAAUUCUAUGCCUGGCUCCAGUGUGUAGAGAAGUACUUUAUCUACCCUGCUGUGGUGCUGAACUCCCUGACCACAGAGGCUCACACCAUCAGCCAGAACCCUGACAAACCUGGCACUUAUGGUCGAGCUCUGUUCAUCUCCAUGGCUGGAAUGAAGCUGCUUCGCUCGUCCUUCUGCACACCCUCUCAACAAUACGUUACUCUCUGCUUCACCGUCCUCUUCUUCCAGUUCGACUAUCCGCGCUUCUCCGAAACCUUCCUACUUGAUUACUACUUCAUGUCCAUCCUCUUUAGCAAGCUGUGGGACCUACUGUAUAAGCUGCGCUUUGUGCUGACCUACAUCGCUCCGUGGCAGAUUACUUGGGGCUCUGCGUUUCAUGCCUUCGCCCAGCCGUUUGCCGUGCCCCACUCGGCCAUGUUGUUUGUGCAGGCUCUGUUCUCUGCCCUUUUCUCCACUCCACUCAACCCGGUGCUGGGCAGUGCCGUCUUCGUCACCUCCUACACCCGCCCUGUCAAAUUCUGGGAGCGGGACUAUAACACAAAAAGGGUGGAUCACUCCAAUACACGUCUGGCCACUCAGCUUGACCGUAACCCUGGUGCUGAUGACAACAACUUAAACUCUAUCUUUUAUGAGCACCUGACCCGCUCACUGCAGCAUUCUCUGUGUGGAGACUUGCUACUGGGCCGCUGGGGCACCUACAGCACGGGCGACUGCUUUAUCCUGGCAUCGGACUACCUCAAUGCCCUCGUGCACCUCAUUGAAAUCGGCAAUGGUCUCGUGACCUUCCAGCUCAGAGGCCUGGAGUUCAGAGGUACUUAUUGUCAGCAGCGAGAAGUGGAGGCCAUCACUGAGGGGGUGGAGGAGGAUGAGGGCUGCUGCUGCUGUGAGCCAGGCCACCUGCCUCACAUGCUGUCCUUCAACGCAGCCUUUGGCCAGCGCUGGCUCGCUUGGGAGGUUGCUGCUACCAAGUAUGUCCUGGAAGGCUACAGCAUCAGCGACAACAACGCUGCCUCUAUGCUGCAAGUGUUUGACCUGCGCAAGAUUCUUAUCACCUACUAUGUCAAGAGUAUCAUCUACUAUGUGAGUCGCUCACCCAAACUGGAGGAGUGGCUGUCCAAUGAGACGGUGCAGGAGGCAUUAAAACCAUGUCUCAGUGCUUCCUAUGUCGACAGUGACCCCACCUUCAACCUAAACAUUGAUGAAGACUAUGACCACCGAGCCUCUGGUAUCACCCCAGCUGCCUUCUGUAUGAUCUAUCUGGAUUGGAUCCAGUACUGCAACAGCCGCAGACAGAAGCCUGUGGACAGUGAAAGAGAAUCCCCUCUGGUCAUGCUCUGUUUUGGGCUUUGCAUUCUGGGCCGCCGGGCUCUUGGCACAGCGUCCCACAGCAUGUCUGCAAGCCUGGAGCCAUUCCUCUAUGGCCUCCAUGCUCUGUUCAAAGGCGAUUUCCGGAUCACAUCACCAAGGGAUGAGUGGGUGUUUGCAGACAUGGACCUUCUGAACCGAGUGGUGGCGCCUGGUGUGCGCAUGUCCCUCAAACUGCACCAGGACCACUUUACUUCUCCGGAUGAGUAUGAGGAUCCAGCUGUGCUGUAUGAUGCCAUCACUGCUAAUGAAGAAAAGAUGCUGAUCUCUCAUGAAGGAGACCCGGUUUGGCGCAGUGCCAUUCUGGCCAACAUGCCCUCUCUCUUGGCCCUGCGUCAUGUCAUGGAUGAUGGCAGUGACGAGUACAAGAUCAUCAUGCUGAACAAGCGCUUCCUCAGCUUCCGAGUCAUAAAGGUAAACAGAGAGUGUGUGCGUGGACUCUGGGCCGGGCAGCAGCAGGAGCUGGUCUUCCUGCGGAACCGAAACCCUGAGCGCGGCAGCAUCCAGAAUGCCAAGCAAGCGCUGCGCAACAUGAUCAACUCAUCGUGCGAUCAGCCUAUCGGAUACCCCAUCUACGUCUCCCCUCUUACCACCUCAUACGCUGGAGGUCACAGCCAGCUCCGGUCUGUCUGGGGAGGGCCUAUAAGCCCUCACAACAUCUACACGUGGUUCAUCAGCAGCUGGGACAGGUUGCAGAAAGGCUGUGGUGCAGGCUGCAACAGUGGAGGGAAUAUAGAAGACUCGGACUGCGGUGGUGGAUCUUCCUCCAUCAGUAACAAUCCUCCCCAGAGCACAGCGCCCACUGUUUCUCAGUCCCAGCUUCCCACUGUGCAGCCAUCCAUGGGAACUGACAAUCCCGUUGGACCGAGCUGGCCUGUCCAUUCUCAGCCCCUUCCCUUGACCCUGCUUAGCCAAUCCGAGGGCCGGAUGGAUGCAGGCUUGGUAAACUCUCUCCAGCGCACUUCCUCCAUCCAGGGCCUGCUGGGUCAGCACCUGUCCAGCUCACAGCUGUCUUUCAGUGCAUCUGUGGCUGUGCCACCCACUGAGCGUUUCUGUCCAGGCAGCCUGCAGGACAGUGCCAGCCACAGAGCCUCUCAGAGGGGCAUCAGCAUGGGGCUUGGCCAUGGAAGCGGCCUGCACUAUGACGCCAUCUAUAGCAAGUGGAGUUUGUCAGGCAGGAAAGGCUUUAAUGGGCCAGCAGCAGUGGAAGGGGAUGGAGGGUUGUCUCAUUGCAUCCGCACACAGGCUUUCCAGCCUGUCCCACCUGUCCCUCCCACUGAGGUCAGCCCAACACUGGAUGCAGUGGGUAUUUCUGUGCCCACAGAGACCACACCCCUUACAUCAGAUCCUCCCAGUUUACGGGAGGAGGCUACCGAACUGCCUUUACUUGAGCACCUGCGCUGAGCCUCUACUACACAGACUAACCUGCACAAAUAGGCCUAGACCAAGUGAAACUGGGAUCCGGAGCUGGUCUCCUGGUGAAACCACGCUCAUUCCAGCUGAUGAAGCGAGCUGGAAGCUUUCUGUUACUUGAGGUCAAGAUUUAACCCUCAAACGCUUUUUUUGCGCUUUGUGCUUUUGCAGUGAUUGAUAUUUAAAGCAUUUUUUUUUGCUUAUUCUGUAUGGGAGCACACUAGGAAAGGGUUCUGCACAGCAAAAUAGCUUUCAGGUCACACCCCUGUAAGGCCGAGCUAUAAAACAUGGUGUGAACUUCUGCUCACUAUAUAUAUAUAAAAAAAAUUGUUCUGAUCACUAUUUUGGCUUAAUGGGUCAGAAGCCAAAAAAAUGCCAAGCCAGGACAGUCUAAAGUAAUAUUUCACCAUGUAAUGGUGGGGGUGUGAAGAUUCUUAGAAACUGGAUAUGAAUCCUUUGCUUCAGCAAAAAGGGAAGUCUUAUCUGUACUAAAGCCCACAGGCUGAAGGCUCUCUUUCCCUGCAUCCACCAUUCAGCCAUCUGGGCUACUGAGCACCAAAAGAGUCAGCAUUUUCUUCAUCUACAUAAGAAACAGAAGAAGCAUCAAUCCUGUUCUACACACAUGGAUCUUGCUAAACACCACCCCACUGUUCCUGUUCCCAGAGUUCGUGUAAAGCACUCUGGAGAAAUUACUUAAAGCAAUUAUUAACGAAGCGUAAUACUUUAAUUUCCGGUGCCCACAGAUGGGUCUGUCUUGGUCAACAUUUGAUAACCAGUGACGGCCAGUUUCAGGGAAAAGAUACAUCAGUAGGUCUGUGGACAUAAUUAAGCUCAGACUAUUCCCCUGACUUUUGGUGCUCUUCCCUGCAUAGUUUACAGUCCACUUAAGGAAAGGACAAAAUGGAGAACCCUGAACAUGACCAGGGUACAAACCUGAAGCAAAGGCAUCAACCAUUACCAUCAUCAGAAUGAUCCUUCAAAUCUUUAUUUUUUAUAUAUAUAUAUAUAUA